Messenger RNA from Suncus etruscus (white-toothed pygmy shrew), 1205 nucleotides. RefSeq names its product methylthioadenosine phosphorylase (gene MTAP). The record is from RefSeq and is a predicted model, not a curated record. The coding region runs from base 1 to 1032 and encodes 343 amino acids. Gene Ontology annotation, molecular function: S-methyl-5-thioadenosine phosphorylase activity. Gene Ontology annotation, cellular component: cytosol. The transcript has 11 exons. Gene Ontology annotation, biological process: nucleoside metabolic process. Lineage: Eukaryota; Metazoa; Chordata; Mammalia; Eulipotyphla; Soricidae.
AUGUCUGUAGAUGUCUUCUCCUUUAUGGGUCAAGGAGACAAAACAACUCAUAGUCAAGAAGCUUGUGCAAACGGUCAGCUUCCUGAACGCAGCGCCUUAGACCGCUCGGCCAUCCUGACAUCUUCAGUGGUUGGAACUAUCAGGUAUACCCUGGGGGUCAAUUUGAAGGGGUUGAACGAGUGUGCAAUGCAGGCAUUUGGCAGAAACAGCCCUUGGCUAGUUCAUAGGACUCACCUGCAUCUGCAGACCUCCUUGCAGAAGGAAGAACUGAAAAACUAUGUGGAUACUCCAUUUGGAAAGCCUUCUGAUGCCUUAAUUUUGGGGAAGAUAAAGAAUGUGGAUUGCGUCCUCCUUGCAAGGCAUGGGCGGCAGCACACCAUCAUGCCUUCCAAAGUCAACUACCAGGCCAACAUCUGGGCCCUGAAGGAGGAGGGUUGCACUCAUGUCAUAGUGACCACGGCCUGUGGCUCCUUGCGGGAGGAGAUCCAGCCCGGUGACAUCGUCAUCAUUGACCAGUUCAUUGACAGGACCACCAGAAGGUCUCAGACAUUUUAUGAUGGAAGUCGUUCUUGUACCAGAGGAGUAUGCCACAUUCCAAUGGCUGAGCCAUUCUGUCCCAAAACAAGAGAGGUCCUCAUAGAAACUGCCAAAAAGCUUGGACUCCGGUGCCACUCAAAAGGGACAAUGGUUACCAUCGAGGGACCUCGUUUUAGCUCCCGGGCAGAGAGCUUCAUGUUCCGUACAUGGGGGGCAGAUGUAAUCAAUAUGACCACUGUUCCAGAAGUGGUUCUUGCUAAGGAAGCUGGAAUUUGCUAUGCAAGUAUUGCCAUGGCAACAGAUUACGAUUGCUGGAAGGAGCACGAGGAGGCGGUUUCAGUGGACCGGGUCUUAAAGACCCUGAAAGAAAAUGCCAAUAAAGCCAAAAGUUUACUUCUUACUACCAUACCUCAAAUAGGGUCCAUGGAAUGGUCAGAAACCCUUCAUAACCUGAAGAAUAUGGCCCAUUUUUCUGUUUUACUGCCAAGACAUUAAAAUAGCAUGCUCCUUUAUAAGAGGACUUUAUAAUUCUGGUCACGUUGAAAAUUCUGCUUAGCUCCAAACACCAUGGAAAAAAACAUGCAGCUUCCAGACCCUUGUUUGAGAAGGAAGAAAGAAGAAUAUGUGAUAUGACAAGUUAUCAGAAAAACCUUUUUAAAAGACUUGGA